Messenger RNA from Zea mays, 1731 nucleotides. RefSeq names its product probable protein phosphatase 2C 12. The record is from RefSeq and is a predicted model, not a curated record. Lineage: Eukaryota; Viridiplantae; Streptophyta; Magnoliopsida; Poales; Poaceae. The coding region runs from base 284 to 1417 and encodes 377 amino acids. Gene Ontology annotation, biological process: protein dephosphorylation. Gene Ontology annotation, molecular function: protein serine/threonine phosphatase activity. The transcript has 3 exons.
ACACAAACCACCAUGCCACCGCGGAAUCCACCCACUAUUUUGCACUGUUUGUUUUUAGUUCCCUUUAAAAUGCCGCGGCCGGCGCGGCGCAUCCGGCUGCGUACCGGCCCCCUUUUCCACCCACCCGCCCACCCCUCGUUUCCUGCAAUUCGCCGCCAUCGUUCGCUGAACUUGAGCGCGUCUGCCGCCUGCCACCACCGCUCUCUGCCUCUCUGCUGCUCUGUUCUUUCUCCCGCCGGGGCAGAGGAGGGCGGGGAGGCCCGUUGAGCGAGCCUCGGUCGGUAUGGGGAUCUGCGCCUCGUCCAAGCGCGUGCGGCAGGAGGAGCAGGACUCCGACGAGAACGUGGUGUACGUGAUGGACGAGCAGGGCGGCGGGGGAGAAGGCGAGGACGGCCGUGGCGCCCGCGCGGCGGCAUCCCGCAAGGUGGCCUCCCUCUUCUCGCAGAAGGGCAAGAAGGGGCCCAACCAGGACGCCGUCAUACUCUGCCAGGGAUUCGGCAUGGAGGACGGCGUGUUCUGCGGCGUGUUCGACGGGCACGGCCGGUGCGGGCAGUUCAUCAGCAAGCUGGUGAGGGACUACCUCCCGUUCAUGAUCCUGAGCCACCGGAACGCGCUCCUCAUGGGCUCCGACGACGACGACGAUGAUCCGGCCUUCAGCGACGCGUCGGCGUCGGCGUCGGCGUCGUCCACGGACGGCAGCGGGCAGUCGUCGCCGGCGCCGGCGCAGCUGCUGGAGGAGUGGCGGGAGGCCUGCGCCAACGCGUUCGAGGCCAUGGACAAGGAGCUCAAGCUCCAGGCCAACGUGGACUGCAACUUCAGCGGCACCACCGCCGUGUGCGCCAUCAAGCAGGGGAAGGACCUCAUCGUCGCCAACCUCGGCGACUCCAGGGCCGUGCUGGCGACCAUGUCGGACACGGGCUACCUCAAGGCCGUGCAGCUCACCACCGACCAGAAGCCCAACGUGCCCCAGGAGGCUGAGCGUAUCAAGCGCUGCAACGGCCGCGUGUUCGCGCUCAAGGACGAGCCGUCGGUGCUGCGCGUGUGGCUUCCCGACGAGGACUGCCCGGGCCUCGCCAUGGCGCGCUCUCUGGGCGACUACCGCCUCAAGCGCCACGGCGUGGUGUCGGAGCCGGAGGUGACGCACCGCCGCGUCGCGCCGGGGGACCUGUUCAUCAUCCUGGCCACGGACGGCGUGUGGGACGUGCUCAGCAACGAGGAGGUCGUGUCCAUCGUCUGCGCCACGCCGCGGAAGCAGCACGCGUCCAAGGCCGUCGCCGAGGCCGCGGCGCAGCGCUGGCGGACCAGGUACCCGACGUCCCGCGUCGACGACUGCUCCGCCGUCUGCCUCUUCCUGCGGGACCAGGACUGGGCCAGCAGCGUCGCCGCGGCCAGGGCCAAGGCGGCCGCUAGCCGCUAGUGCUAGUGCUAGCCGGGGCGGACGGCGGACGAAGCUCGCUCCGACGAUAAGCCUGCGGACGGCGAUCCAUAACGGCAGCUAAUGUACUGGGAGUGUAAUUAAGUGCUGUAACAUAGUGUUAAUUAAGCUCUGAUGUUUUUGCGAGGAGAGAAAAAAGUCGUUUAAUUCUCAGUUUUGAGUUUUGACUCCUGAUCGGUGACCAGCUGACCUUGCAUGUUAUGGUGUCGGACGAAGCGAAUGGCUGGCAGGAACGCCGUUUGUACUCUGUGUGGCAUGUAAAUUGUUACCGGUUGAAGAAGAGUUACCAGUCCAAG